Messenger RNA from Aureobasidium vineae, 1755 nucleotides. NCBI's taxonomy places the organism in Eukaryota, Fungi, Ascomycota, Dothideomycetes, Dothideales, Saccotheciaceae. The record is from the annotation of a GenBank genome assembly.
AUGUCAUCCAACCAGCUUGUCGAUUGUCCCAUCUGUAGCAAGCCCGUCAAGGAGCUGAAUAUUAAUCGACACAUUGAUUCUGGCUGUGAGUCUUUUGUCGACGACUCGCCUCCGACCACCCAGCAGAAUGCACCUAAAUCAACCCAAGUCACCAACUUCUUUCAAACUCCGGCUGCCAAGCGCACUCAGAGCAUUCCCGCCUCUACACAGGCCGUGAAUGGUGCUACAACCCCAAAGCCCACUCAAACACCCACCGCGACUCAGAAAAGACCCUUAGAAGAUGUCAAAGACGAAGACAUCCCUCAACCCUUACCCAAAAGAUCCAAAAAUGCCAACCUGGAGAAGGCUGCUCCACUGGCCGAACGGAUGCGGCCACAAUCUCUAGAUGAGGUUCAAGGUCAGGAACUUGUAGGACCAAAAGGUGUCUUGCGCUCCUUGAUUGAGACCGAUCGCGUGCCUUCUAUGGUAUUAUGGGGCGGACCAGGAACUGGCAAGACAACAAUCGCUCGAUUAAUUGCGAAAACCGCUGGUAAUCGCUUCGUCGAGAUCAACAGUAGUUCGUCAGGCGUCGGUGAAUGCAAGAAGCUGUUUGCCGAAGCUCGCAACGAGCUUUCUCUCACCGGCCGCAGAACCAUCAUCUUCUGUGAUGAGAUUCAUCGGUUCAGUAAGAGCCAACAAGACGUGUUUCUGGCCCCUGUAGAGAGCGGCGUCAUCACCUUGAUUGGUGCGACAACCGAGAAUCCAAGCUUCAAAGUCAUAAAUGCUCUGUUGUCAAGGUGUCGAACAUUCACCCUUGCCAAGUUAGACGACGAGCACAUCACAGCCAUCUUGAAGCGGGCCCUGAACAUUGAACCUCCUACAAUAAAACAUGCUGCAGACUUGUUGGAAGGGAACGACCAUGCACUGCUCCAUUAUCUGGCAAGCUUCGCAGACGGGGAUGCGCGUACAGCACUAAAUCUCCUCUCUCUAACCCUGGAUUUGUCAAACAGUCCCGAGACCACCAUCGAGACUGUCAAAGAAAACCUGACUCGGACGCUAGUAUACGACCGUCAGGGUGACCAACAUUAUGACACCAUUAGCGCCUUCCACAAAAGUGUCAGGGGUAGCAAUCCUGAUGCAGCCCUCUACUAUCUUGCCCGCAUGCUGCAAUCUGGCGAAGAUCCGGUUUACAUUGCGCGGCGAAUGGUAGUCAUGGCUAGUGAGGACAUUGGCCUCGCGGACAACAGUUUAUUACCACUGGCAACAGCUGCUUAUACCGCAGCCAAAGAGAUUGGUAUGCCGGAAUGCAGAAUAAAUCUGGCCCAUGCAGCGGUCGCCCUUGCCGAAGCACCAAAGUCUACACGCUCUUAUCGAGGCCUCAACGCUGCAUAUGCUGCUCUAUCAGAACCUGGGGUUGCAGGACUGCCUAUUCCUGUUCAUCUCCGGAAUGCCCCUACGAGGUUGAUGAAAGAGUUGGGCUAUGGCAAAGAAUACAAGUACAACCCGGAUUACAAGAACGGAAGGGUAAACCAAGAAUACUUCCCUGAUAAGCUGAAAGGCAACGUCUUUCUUCCGCAGAACCACCUCGGGGAUAAAGUCGAUCCCGAUCUCCCUCCCGCCAUGGAAAUGCAUCAGGGUCAAGUUGCGGACAACGAAGAACCCAAAGAGUGGUCAGCUGAAGAUGAUGAAGCUAUUGACUAUGACGGUUUGGACGAUCAUGUAGGUGAAGAAGACGGCGAUGGCGAAGAGCGUAUACUUAACCCUGAUGGAGAAUGA